UUAAGGUGGGCACGAAGAUUGAACAAGAAAACAUGGGGGCAAACUCAAGUCAGACAGAACAGAGAAGAUCCAUCCAGCCUGAUUUUCCCCAUUAAAUACUGGUUUAUCUUCUCAACGACCCACCUAUUCCAAUUAAAAUUCAGGCAAAGUCAACUUCGGGGACUGCCAACUUGUUGCCGCAAUCUCAAGUGCCAGAAACAAGUUGCCAAAUAUGAAACACCCUUGUGGCAUAGAGGGAAGAGGCCAUAGAGAGGAACUUUUCUGAAGACCCAGAAAGCUUUUACUCUCCAUGGAUGGAUCUAUUUUGUUUCUUAAGUCUUUUUCCAAUACUGUUGAAUGAGGUGGGGCUGUGUCUGGCCCCUAUAAGAUCCACGGGGUAGGGACAAGAGAGCUUUAAUUUGGCUUGGAUUUUUCUUUCCUUUCCCAGUUUGGUGGUAUCAAUGGCCAGAGUCCUUCUUCUCCUCCUCCUCUUCUGCAAUUUGCUGCUGCUGAAACCUUCCUCUUCACAUUAUGCGUGUACUGAUUCAAGGGCACCCUUCACCCCAAAGACUGCUCUAUCAUUCUGCCCUUACAAUGGAACAGUCUGCUGCAACUCCACAGCAGAGUUGAAAUUGCAGAGUCAAUUCAAAGCAAUGAACAUCUCUGAUCCAGGCUGUGCUUCACUUCUUAAAUCCAUCCUUUGUGCUAGAUGUGAUCCAUUCUCAGCGCAGUUAUUUAGAGUUGAUUCUGUUCCCCGACCAGUCCCUGUACUCUGCAACUCUACUGUUGCCGCAAAUUCCUCUCAGACUCUCCAAGGAAGAGAGGACUUUUGUGCGAAAGUAUGGGAUACUUGUCAAAAUGUCUCUCUGAUGAAUUCACCUUUUGCUGCUUCACUACAAGGCCAAGCUGGGCAGCAAAUCACUUCCAACUUCACCAAACUAACUGAUUUCUGGCAGUCAAAAGCCGAUUUCUGCAAUGCUUUUGGUGGAGCUUCUGCAGAUGAAUCAGUGUGUUUUGAUGGAGGACCUGUCACACUAAAUAGUUCAGCUACUCCAAGUCCUCCUAGUGGUAUGUGUCUUGAGAAGAUAGGCAAUGGUUCUUUCCUCAGCAUGGCUGCUCAUCCUGACGGGUCCGCUCGCGCCUUCUUCUCCGACCAGCCAGGCAAAAUUUGGCUGGCAACCAUUCCAAAACAGGGAUCUGGUGAAACUCUGGGGCUUGAUGAAUCAAACCCCUUUCUAGAUUUAACAGAUGAAGUUUAUUUCGAUACUGAACUCGGGAUGAUGGCCAUUGCAUUUCAUCCCAACUUUGCACAAAAUGGCCGUUUCUUUGCUUCCUUCAACUGUGACAAGAGCGAGUGGCCUGGCUGUGCUGGGAAGUGUUCAUGUAAUUCAGAUGUGAACUGUGAUCCUUCUAAAUUGGGUUCUGACAACGGUGCCGCGCCAUGCCAAUAUCAAGCUGUUAUUGCGGAGUUCACUGCCAAUGGUACCGCACCCCAGCCUUCUUCUUUGGCAACAAGAGCUAAACCAUCAGAAGUAAGAAGGAUUUUUACAAUGGGCUUACCAUUCACAGCUCAUCAUGGAGGACAGAUUCUUUUCGGCCCCUCGGAUGGGUAUUUAUAUUUCAUGAUGGGGGAUGGUGGCGGCGCAGGAGAUCCCUAUAAUUUUGCACAAAACAAGAAAUCUUUGCUUGGAAAGAUCAUGAGGCUUGAUGUUGAUACAAUGCCAAGUCCGGCAGAAAUUGAACAGCUUGGUCUGUGGGGCAACUACUCCAUCCCCAAGGACAACCCAUAUGUACAAGACAAAGAAUUGCAGCCUGAAAUAUGGGCCUUGGGGCUCAGAAAUCCUUGGCGCUGCAGUUUUGAUUCAGAAAGACCUUCCUAUUUCAUGUGUGCAGAUGUUGGACAGGAUCGAUACGAAGAAGUGGAUCUCAUCACCAAGGCUGGGAACUAUGGCUGGCGGGACUAUGAGGGCCCCUACCUUUACACUCCUCAACAGUCACCUGGAGGGAAUACCCCUGCAAAUUCCAUAGCCCCAAUUUUCCCUGUAAUGGGAUACAAUCACUCUGAAGUAAACAAGAACGAAGGCUCCGCCUCAAUCACAGGGGGCUAUUUCUACCGGUCCAAGACUGAUCCAUGCUUGCAGGGAAGCUACUUGUACGCAGAUCUGUAUGCGAGCGCCAUAUGGGCAGGCAUCGAGAGCCCAGAAAACAGAAGCAACUUCACAGGGAGCCAGAUCUCUUUCAGCUGCGCUCGAGACUCGCCAUUGAACUGCAGCUUCGUGCCUGGAAGCUCGCUUCCUGCUCUGGGAUACAUCUUCUCAUUCGGAGAAGACAACAACAAGGACAUCUAUGUCUUAGCAAGCAGUGGCAUGUACAGAGUCGUCCGCCCCAGCCGCUGCAACUAUGCUUGUGCAAAGGAAAAUGUCACCGCUGCUGCCAUCCCCAGCCCCAAUCCUGCUUCUUCCCCUCCGUCGCCAUCGCCGUCGCCGGCCUGCCGGUUGGCUGCAUCUGCAAGUACAGUGUUCUUCUGCUCUUCUCUUUUGUUGCUUUUGUUGGUUGUUGCCUAGCAUGCUGUGAUGAUACCUAUGGGAAUGGGAGAGAGAGCCAGAAGAAGAGGAUUUUUUUUUUUCCUUUUUGUGGGUUAGAGUUAGAGGAGAUUACUGGCUGUUGAGAUUUUCUCAUGUGUGUUUGUCUUGAGAGAAAGUUUAGCUCCUUAUCAUGUGUGAGCGAGCAUGGCAGCUAUCACAAACAAAACUUGAUCCUACCAAAUGAAUUUUAACUUUCUUUGUUGUAAUCUUAGAAUUUUGGCUUAAAUACACUAAAACUCUCUAAAUUGAAACGAUCUCCCCUCAA
Diospyros lotus (date-plum) is the source of this 2829-nucleotide messenger RNA. RefSeq names its product HIPL1 protein-like. The transcript is spliced from 7 exons. The record is from RefSeq and is a predicted model, not a curated record. Lineage: Eukaryota; Viridiplantae; Streptophyta; Magnoliopsida; Ericales; Ebenaceae. The coding region runs from base 441 to 2543 and encodes 700 amino acids.